This is a messenger RNA of Ipomoea nil (Japanese morning glory), 1248 nucleotides long. Its product is annotated as lignin-forming anionic peroxidase-like. Gene Ontology annotation, biological process: response to oxidative stress; hydrogen peroxide catabolic process. The record is from RefSeq and is a predicted model, not a curated record. The transcript has a single exon. Gene Ontology annotation, molecular function: heme binding; peroxidase activity. The coding region runs from base 130 to 1107 and encodes 325 amino acids. Lineage: Eukaryota; Viridiplantae; Streptophyta; Magnoliopsida; Solanales; Convolvulaceae.
UCAAAAAAAAAAAUAAUAAUCUUCCCCGAUGCCUUUCAAAAAAAAAUAAUCUUCCCGAUCUUUUACACAGUAUAGCUACCGCCUUCAAUUCGUCCUUGCCCCAUCUAGAUCUCAAUCUGGGAAGAAUAUAUGGCUUCUCAUAUAUAUACAACGCCAUGCAUUAUUGCAUCUUUAUCAUGUUUUCUUUUGCUGCUCUCCUCAUUCUCGCAAUGCCAAGCGCAGAUGUCCCCUACAUUUUACAACAAGACAUGCCCUAACGCUCUAAAAAUCAUUCGCACCACCGUAAACCAGGCGAUUUCUCGAGACCGCCGCAUGGCCGCCUCGUUGGUUCGUCUCCAUUUCCAUGACUGCUUUGUCCAGGGUUGCGACGCUUCCAUCUUAUUGGACAGCACACCCGUCAUUGAGGGUGAAAAGGAUGCGUUGCCCAACAACGCCUCCGCCAGGGGUUACGACGUGAUAGAGGCCGCCAAGCGCGAGAUCGAGAAAUCUUGUCCCGGUGUUGUAUCUUGUGCUGAUAUAUUGACGGUGGCUGCACGUGAUGCCGUCGUUUCGGCGGGAGGUCCGUCUUGGGCGGUGAAUCUGGGGAGAAGAGAUUCAACCAUGGCUUAUCAUGCCAAAGCGGGAACCGAUCUCCCCAGCCCUUACUCCGAUUUGGAUACACUUAUAACAGCCUUUGCAAAGAAAGGCCUUAGUAAAAGAGACCUGGUUGCCUUGUCUGGUGCACACACCCUCGGCCAAACACAAUGCUUCCUAUUUCGCUAUAGAAUUUAUAACCAUACUGACGUUGAUCCCGAUUUUGCCAACACUAGAAAACGCCAAUGUCCUGAACAACAGAUCGGAGAUAAAAAUUUGUCACCGCUUGAUUUAGUGACCCCAUAUGUCUUCGAUAACAAUUACUACAAGAACCUAAUGCAAAAGAAAGGUCUGCUUCAAUCGGAUCAAAAUCUAUUCAAUGGUGGAGUUACGGACAGCAUAGUUUCAGAGUAUGCAAAGAGCCCAGAGGCGUUCAACACAGAUUUCGUAUCAGCUAUGAUUAAAUUGUCUGAAAUUCAGCCACUCAUAGAUGGCCAUGGUAUCAUUAGGAAGGUCUGCAGUGCUGUGAACUAGCUUCAUUUCUUCAAAUUAGUUUUUCCUCUCCCAUCAAUUUAAUUAAUUGUAUUUCAAUUCUUUUCUUCAUAACUGCAUGCACUCAUGCAUUGAUUUGUAUUUUAGGAAAAUGCCAAUAAUAAUUUUUUGUACUUUUCAUUA